This is a messenger RNA of Acanthosepion pharaonis, 1011 nucleotides long. Lineage: Eukaryota; Metazoa; Mollusca; Cephalopoda; Sepiida; Sepiidae. The record is from the annotation of a GenBank genome assembly.
AUGACAGCAAACGAUUCAUUGGGAAGAUUUUUACAAAGGAAACACUUGCAACUUUUUGAAAAACUUUAUCCUUUUCAGGUGUCUCUUGAUGAGGAAGGAAAUGCAAGAUUUCAUUUGAGGGUAAAUAAUUCAUUGAUGUAUAUAAAACCAGAAAACAUUGGCAGCAUUCUUAUUCAGACUCUGGUUGAUGCUGCCAACAAGAAUCUUUCUAUACCUGCCAAAAAGGUUGUCAUAUCUGUACCAGCAGAAUUUGAUGACAGACAACGAAAUUUCACCAAAAAGACAGCCACAUCUCUUGGGCUAGAAGUGAUGCGGGUUAUAAAUGAGCCAACAGCUGCUGCCAUGGCUUAUGGUUUACAUAGUGUUCCAAGUCUUCGGUAUAUUGUUGUUGUUGAUCUUGGAGGAGGAACACUAGAUGUAUCUUUGCUCAAUGUACAGGGUGGCAUGUUCCUCACGCUAGCAAUGGCUGGUAAUAACCAUCUGGGUGGCCAAGAUUUUAACCAACGGCUAACCAAGUACCUUCUGGACAUUAUCAACAAGAGAUUCGGGCGGUCUCUGACCAACAAGGAAGACAAACAGACAUUGCGACUUCAAGUCGAAACUGUUAAAUUGGAACUGACCAGGCAAUAUACAUCCAACAUUUCAAUGACUAUUAGUUCAUUUGAAGGUGCUCCACUUUUCCAGGAAACUGUUUCACGGACAACAUUUGAAGAUCUGAACGCAGACCUCUUCAGUAAGGUCUUGGAACCAAUCAAAACUGUUCUAAAUAUAACAGAAAUGGAUAAGCAGGAAGUCCAUGACAUUGUUUUGGUGGGUGGUUCAACACGGAUACCAAAAAUUCGAGAACUCAUUAGAGAUUAUUUCAAUAAGGAACCAAAUACGUCGGUGGAACCAGAUCUUGCAGUGGCCAUUGGAGUGUCCAUUCAAGCUGGUAUCAUUGGUGGAAUGUGGCCCUUAACAGUCAGUGCUGUUGAGCGACAGACUAAAGUAAAGAAGAUUCAUAUAUCAUAA